Messenger RNA from Polychytrium aggregatum, 1842 nucleotides. RefSeq lists its product as uncharacterized. The transcript is spliced from 7 exons. NCBI's taxonomy places the organism in Eukaryota, Fungi, Chytridiomycota, Chytridiomycetes, Polychytriales. Gene Ontology annotation, biological process: carbohydrate metabolic process. The record is from RefSeq and is a predicted model, not a curated record. Gene Ontology annotation, molecular function: hexosyltransferase activity; UDP-glycosyltransferase activity. Bases 272 to 1747 code for a protein of 491 amino acids.
CAGAGACUGUGACUCGAGAUAGCCACGAUUGUACCGCAGCAUCCAGCUAGCCCUUGCGUAUCACCAUCGUGGCACAAAGAUUCGCACACCGCCCCCACCUGUCCCAGCAUCGUGCGGCAAUGCCAGCCACCCUCUCCUGUCGAACCGAGUCGCUCCUGCGAGCGAAAACCGUCUCAGCGAGCCAAGCCCGCAGCUGAACCAGGUCGUCCUUCAUCACCCUUCACCACCCUUCGCCCUUCACCACCCUUCGCCCCUUCACUGCCAAUCAAGCAUGUCCACUCCGCUCGUUGUCAUCUAUGCCUUUGGCUCGGCCGGCGAUGUUAUGCCGAUGCUCGCUCUUGGCCGUGCGCUGCACACCCAGUGCGGUUACCGUGUGCGAAUCGUUGCCCCCGCCAAGUGGGAGGAGAAGGUGUGCAAAGAAGGAUUGGAGUACUUCGACCUCAAGAACGACCCAGUCAAGCUCAACAGUGAAGGGUUCGGUGUCGAGGGGGCCGACCAGCUUCUCAAGCUCCGUGGGACCACUAAGGGAAUCAUGCCUCUCAUCCAGAUGUGCGUCCCUGUUCUCAAGUUCUUCUUCAAGACCGCCGACGAACAUCUCAAAGGAGUCGAUCUGGCUAUUUUGACAAACGUUGCUCUGCAGCUUCGAGAGGACUGCGAAAAGCGAGGUAUCCCGACUGUGGCUUGCUACCUCCAGCCUAGCCAGGCCACGAAGGACUACCCACCCCCUGUUCUUGGAUUGGAGUAUCAGCCAGACAACGACAAGGCGAGACGCAGCAAUCUCAUGACCUGGUUGUCCCUUGGGAUCCGCUCCCUCUGGAUCUUCAAUCCGAUCCUUCAAGAGAGACGACGAGCACUGGGACUCCGCCGCGGAUUCUUGCCUUCGUACAUCACUGCCAUCUAUGAUAUCAUUCAACUGAUGAUCAGGGAGGCUCGUGCGCGGGCUGCCAUGCCGUUUAUUUGCACUUUCAGCCCAGCACUGGUUCCCAUCGCCUCCGAUUUCAAGCCCACCAUGGAUUUCGUCCAGUCUGGUCCUCUCCAGCUGGAAGCAGAUCAGUACGCCGAACCAUUCUCCGCUCCCGUUGAGCUGGACGAGUUCCUUGCCUCCGGAAAGAUCGUCUAUUUUGGAUACGGCUCGCUCCAGAAGCUCGGCCCAACCUCCACCAAGGAGAUCGACCACAUGACCAUCUGGCUCACGGCCAUCCAAGAGCUGGAGUCGCAGGGUGUGAAGUUGAGAGCCGUCUUUGCAUUCUCAUGGGGCCCCGACGAUGUAUCCGCCGACCCGACCAACACAAAGUACCAUGCACUCCGAGAGCAACUGGAUACCAUGAUCCAACAGAAGAAGGUCUACCGCCUCGUCGGAUCGUUCCCGCACACCUACCUGUUCCCAAGGUGCCAUGUGGCAGUCCACCACGGCGGCGCCGGAACAACUCAGACGGCAGCAAAGUACCGGCUCCCGGCUAUCAUCGUGCCGCAUGUCGUUGACCAACCCUUCAUGGCCUCGGUCGCCAAGUACCGAGGCAUCGCCAAUGUGAUCGAUCUGGACGACUUUUCGACCUCAACGCUGGUCGGAGCGCUGAAGGACAUCCUGGUGGACCGGGCCGAGUAUUUCAAGAAGAACUGCGACCGCAUCGGCGACGAGAUGGCCAAGGAGAACCCCAUCGGCGAUGCUGUUGCACUGGUCCAGAGAACGCUCCAGAAGGCUCGCUCUGCCACGUCCGACGCAAGUUCUGAGAACACCGCCGUUUGACCAGGAUUACUGUUGGGACUAUGCUUUGGUUGUGUCGGUGGUCAGGGAGUCAACUGUACCGAGUCGGCAAAAUAGAAUAUAAUUGUGCCACGACA